CGCCCUCAUGUCAGCCGCAAAGAAAAUGAUCAGAGAUGAAUCGUAACCCAUAAUAUUUUCCUCGCACUCGUCCUUUACGCACACCCGGGACGUGGCUCUGUUGUGUACCCUGAAGUCUGAUCAGUCUUUUACGCAUACAGCCUAGUUGCACUUUUUUGUCUUACCUGUGACUUUUCUCAAAAAGGGACAAAUAAAAAGGGAGCGGACAUGAAGAAGGGACUCACCGGACUGUCCACAUGUUGGUUUCUGCUGAUGCUGAUUCAUUGUUUGACUGAAGCGGAUGCAGCCUUCACAUGCAGCUCUUCUCAGUUUAAGUGUGGAAAUGGGAGGUGCAUCACUCGCAGGUGGACUUGUGAUGAAACUGAUGACUGUGGUGAUGGAACUGAUGAACUGCCUGCCACCUGUGCGGACAAAACCUGUCUGGAGACAGAAUUCAAUUGUGGUGCCCCAAUGAAUCAGUGUAUACCAGGAGGCUGGCACUGUGAUGGCAAAGCUGACUGUAAGAAUGAGGCUGAUGAGAAAAACUGCACGGCUAAACAAUGCCAAGACGAUGAGUUUCGCUGUAACAACGGCCAGUGCAUAUCCACAUCAUUUGUUUGCGACAGCGACCAUGACUGUUCCGAUGGUUCGGAUGAGGUGUUGUGCCCCAAACCCACCUGUAACUCCCGGUCCUUCCAGUGCAACAACUCAGUGUGUGUGCCAGCACUGUGGCGCUGCGAUGGAGACAGGGACUGCCUCGAUGGUUCAGAUGAGUGGCCACAAAACUGUGCGGGAAGGGACACAGAGAAGAAGGGACGCUGCAGCUCCCAAGAGUUCCAGUGUGCCAAUGGGGAGUGUAUCCAUAGCAGCUGGCGGUGCGAUGGAGGCAUGGACUGCCAGGAUCGCUCAGACGAGUUCAACUGCAGCCAGCCUACUUGCCGUCCAGAUGAGUUCCAGUGUAAAGACGGCAUCUGUAUCCAUGGCAGCCGCCAGUGUGAUGGUGUCGCCGACUGCCCGGACCUCACUGAUGAGAAUGGUUGCCACAUAGAGGAAAGUGAAUGUGAGGGCCCCAACAAGUUCAAGUGUCGCAGUGGGGAGUGCAUCAGCAUGGAGAAAGUGUGCAACAAGCAGAGAGAUUGCAUUGACUGGUCUGAUGAGCCUGUGAAAGAGUGUGGCACCAAUGAGUGCCUUAAAGAAAACGGUGGCUGCUCCAAUCUUUGCAAUGAUCUGAAAAUUGGCUACAACUGCUCCUGCCCUGCUGGAUACAUCCUGAUGAAUGACAAAAAAACAUGUGAAGACAUCGAUGAGUGUGCUGAGCCAGACACUUGCAGUCAGAUCUGCAUCAACCUGCCCGGCAGCUACAAGUGUGAUUGUGACAAGGGCUAUGAGAUUGAUCCUGUGACUAAAACAUGCAAAGCAGAAUCAGGCACAGUACCCACCCUCUUCUUCACUAACAGACAUGAGGUGAGGAAGUUGACAGUGGACCGCAGAGAAUACGUCCAUGUGAUCACACAGCUGAAAAACGCUGUGGCUGUGGACAUGGAUAUACCAAACAAGAUGAUCUUCUGGUCCGAUCUGUCGCUGAAGAAAAUCUACAGCUCCAAGAUAAAUGUGGCCAGUAACUCUUCUCACCAUAAUGUUGUAAUUGGGAGUGGCACUGAGGCCCCUGAAGACAUUGCGGUGGAUUGGAUCCAUGGUAACAUCUACUGGACUGACAGCGUUUUGAAGACUAUAUCUGUGGCUACGACAGAUGGCAGUAAGAGGAAGACCCUAAUUUCAGAAAGGCUGGAUAAGCCAAGGGCCAUCACGAUUGAUCCAGUUAAUAACUUUAUGUAUUGGACUGACUGGGGUGAGGAGGCUAAGAUUGAGAAGAGUGGACUGAACGGAGCGGAUCGUGUUGCCUUGGUAACAGACAACAUUGUGUGGCCAAACGGCAUCACCCUAGACCUGGUCAACCGCCGUCUGUACUGGGUGGACUCCAAGUUGCAUACUCUCUCCAGCAUUGAUGUGAAUGGAGGGACUCGACACACUGUCAUUUUUAAUGAGGAGGUGCUCUCCCACCCACUCUCCCUGGCUGUCUUUGAGGAUAAAGUAUUUUGGACAGACAUGAGCAACAAGGCCGUUUUUAGUGCCAGCCGCCUUACAGGAAAGGGUAUCACCAAGCUGGCAACAGACCUGGCCCAACCAGAGGACAUUGUCCUCUACCAUAACCUCAAGCAGCCAAUUAGCACAGACUGGUGCAGAGAGAGUAACAAUAUGAAUGGAGGUUGUGAGUUCUUAUGCCUCCCUGCUCCCCAGAUCAACCCCCAAUCUCCCAAAUAUACAUGUGCCUGUCCUGACAACAUGACAAUGGGAGAUGACAUGAGGAAAUGUGCAACAGGUGCAGUUGUCCCUCCUACAAAAAGCAAAACUGCUGUGCCUCCCUUGACCAACACUCCCAAGAAACUUCCUACGACCACACUGCCCAUCCGUACCACUACCACUACUACUACAACUACUACAGCCAUGGCUACCUCAGUUAAUACACAGCCUGUCCCCACUGCUCAAGGUAACAGACUAGACGCUUUACCCAAAGAAGCCCACCCCGUCCACCCUGUUGCUCUCUAUGUUGUGUUGGCUCUAGCAGUCCUGUGCCUGAUGGUCUUUGGAGCGGUGUACCUAUGGAGAAACUGGCGUCUGAAGAACACAAACACCAUCCACUUUGACAAUCCGGUGUACCAGAAGACAACUGAGGAUGAAGUACACAUUGGCAGGAAUAGUUCUGACAGCGGCUUUGUUUAUCCUCAGCGACAAAUGCUGAGCACGGAGGACAUGGAUAUUGCAUGACCUAAAGAGAACAGUAGCUUGAUUGAUUGAUUUUUUUUUUCUUGAUGGAGACAUGAAGAAAAGGCCCAGUUUUUUCCAACCACUGCUGCUUAACAAACCUUUUCCCUUCCCCCGUGACCUAAUUUUGUGGCUUAUGAUUCUGACCUGUGCCGUCCAAGUCUGCAAAGAGAGCUGAAGAAGAAACAUAAACCUUUGAAGCUUUAGUGUUGCAAAAUGCAGCAUCACAACUCAAGAAGCCAUUUGGUCAGACCCCGGAACAGUUUUGCAAUGAAGGACUAAUGUAUGGAUUCAGAAGAUGUUCUUGAUCUCAGAGCUUUGAUGAUGAUGUUUUGAUGUCUAUUUAUGUUCUAUUUAAACGUCCUCGUUAAGAUGCAGGUGGUUACUUUGGUUUGCAAACAACAUAUAACCUUUGGCUGUUGAGUACCUAUUAUGUUCUUUGUUUGUGACUUUAACUUGAAAAACUUGAUCUUCACUGUCAGCACACACGUGUUCUUUCCAGUCACAUGUUGAUAGCUCAAUGAGCUUAUGUACAUACAGCAAAUGCUGCAUUGAUUCCUCCACCCUCCAGACCUCUGGCACUAUCAUACAAUAUAUUUAGUCGCAUUAACGGUUUCCUUUUGUGUCAAGUCACCUAAGAAUGUAAGAGAGUGAGGAGAGUCACUGAUGGUUUAUAUUGUCAGUGAACAAGCUGCUGAGUUUUCUGAAGUCAACCAAAAAUGAAGAACAUUUUCUUGCUUUAUUGUUUUAAUGAAGAUGGUAAAGUACAAAGUGAUUGUAGCUGAUUCCUUAUCACUGUAAAUAGCUUCUGUACAUAUUUUGUAAAACACUUGUUCGUUCACUCUGGUGUUGCCUUUUGACUUUUGUAACUGAAAUUUUAAUCAUGAAAUAAUGUAAAUAUGUAACAGAUUCCUUUUUAUUUAUUAUUGGAAAUAUAUGAGAGAAAGUUUUUGAUUGUUGUCCACUUGCUCUAAAUAGAGUAAAUACUGUAUAUUAGCACCAGACAAAGGGAGGUGUUUGGUUUCACCAAACCCAGGCUAACCUUUACAUUGCGCAGCUGUUAUUUAACUUAUGCCAGCAAACCUUAGGACAACUGAUCUGUUUCCUGUGUGAGUCACUCCAUCAGGUUAACAUUUGUGUUAUCGUUUGUGUUACAUUGUCCCAAAGAAAUGUUGAAGAACCUCUUUGUUCCCCACACCAUUGUUUGUUUUCUUCAGUCAUGAAUCCAAUAAUUUAUUUUGUUCCUGAUUCUGCUGUCAGUAUGUCAGAUGUUUAGUUUUUACUGUGGGAUUAAAGCACAUACUUUUGUCUGCAAACCAUGAUGUUCUCCUUCACAGAAAGAAUAUACUGUGUGUGUACUGCACAGUGGAUGAACAUUGCUUGGUUCAUUUUAAUUUGUGAUGUUUUUUGUUUGUUUGUUUGUUUUUUUUAGAAUAAAAUAAAAUAUAUUCACCCACAUAGAAGGCCAGUUUUGCAGUUGCAUGAGGAUGUAAAUAAACUUGGACAUCUUAAAUAAGA
Molecule: messenger RNA, 4320 nt
Organism: Mugil cephalus (flathead mullet)
Lineage: Eukaryota; Metazoa; Chordata; Actinopteri; Mugiliformes; Mugilidae
Gene: ldlrb
Product: low density lipoprotein receptor b
Exons: 18
Coding region: 208-2805 (865 amino acids)
Molecular function (GO): protein binding; calcium ion binding
Source: RefSeq, a predicted model, not a curated record